CAGUACGCUGCGCGCCGCCACCCGGGUCGCAUGUGUUGCGACGCCUACCGAGCUUUACACAAACUUGCUUCAUCGCAAGUUUAGACAUUUAAGUGCAUAAACCAACAAAUUUAUUUCAUGUGUUUUCGGUGUUUAUACUAACCGUGUUAAACGAGUGUUCGACUUGGCAACGCAAAUGCGGGUUUUGUAUAUUAGUGGGUGGAAAAAUAAACAGAACUCUCCGGGGCAGGUGCGGCGCCGGCCCGGCGUGCAGCUCAGCUCUGCUGAUGAUGAUACAAUAAUCUGUGAUGCUGACACAAACUGUGCUCUAUAGGAAACUACGUCCUAGAGGACGACGAAGGACGUUGUAGAUAAACUCGAAUAGUUAACACUAGUUUAUAAAAAUGCAAGUGCCUAAUUUUAUUGUAAUCCUGGGCAACCGCCGCAACUUAAUAUUUAGGGUCAGCAUAGUGAUCAACAUCGUCGUACUAUUUUACGUGGCGAUGCAUUAUUCUGGAAAUAGCGCCCCAGGGGCCGAGUGGAUGCCCAUCACGAGUGAUGGCUCCGAAAGAACUGCCGAAAUAAGGUACCUCAAGGAUGAGGAACGAGAAUUCACAGCAAACCUAUCGGACGCGAAUAUGCGAAAGCUAACAGAAUUCACUUCCCAGAAAUUAACCGUGACGACAAUGUCCACUGUAAAUAAGACUGCAUCCAGUACCGCAUCAGAUGUAGAGAAGAAUGUAAGUGCUGUGCCAUCCGAAGCUAAUAUACUGGAAGAAGUUGAUCCUUACGAUGAGAAUGUCCUAACUAACUCCACGUUGAUGGCACUUAAAGCUAUACUCGGUUGCAAAGACAGGGACUUCUAUCCUGAGACCUUGCAGCGGGGAGAGUAUUGGGUUCUGAAGAACUACGUGCGUGCUAACCAUGGACCGCUGCAGUGUCACGAAACCAUCACGACCACAACGCACGGCGGCUUCGAGUUCCUUGACAACCUGGUUCCACUAGUAGAACGAUGGAUGGCUCCAAUCAGUUUGGCGAUCCACGCACCUGGUUCUGACAUGCAGCCUUCAGUGAACAGCAUCAGGUAUCUCCGGGACUGUUCCGGCAACGACCUCGUCCAGCAAUACGUGACCUUCCACAUUUUCUUCUCUAACAAACACAUACCUGAUAAUAUUCCAAAUCCAGAUGAAUUCUUGAAGACACCGUACAACUGUUCACUGCCUGCUCCGUAUGCUGUCAAUUCUUCCACGACGUACAAGGAAAAGACGAAUCUCUUGUAUCCCGUCAAUGUCGGAAGAAACAUCGCAAGAGCUGCAGCUCUGACCCACUUCCUCCUGCCGUUGGACAUAGAACUGUACCCCAGCCCGUACCUGGUGCCUCAAUUCUUGAAUAUGAUCGCCAGAAACGAACCACCACUUAGCACUUCCAACAAGCCCAGAGUCUUCCCCUUAAGUUUAUUUGAGAUUGAUAAAAAUUAUAGUCCGCCUCAGACCAAAUUGGAACUGCAGGGAAUGUUGAAGAACAAAACGGCGAUACCGUUCCACAAGUACGUGUGCCCGACAUGUCAUAACAUACCACGUGGAAACGAGUGGAUGGCCAAACCCGAGACCCCAUUAAUGGAAGUGUUUUACGUGGGCAAGCGAGAAGGGAAGUUUAGUCACUGGGAACCUAUCUUCAUUGGUACACACUCAGACGCCUAUUAUGAUGAUCGAUUAAGUUGGGAAGGCAAGAAAGAUAAAAUGACACAGGCUUAUAUCUUUUGCGCCAAAGACUACGAGUUCAUGAUUUUGAGCAACGCGUUCCUCGUCCACAAGCCUGGCAUCAAAUAUUACAAGGCGAACCCGAAGAGAGACAAGUAUGCUUCACGGCAAGCAGCCUACGUCAACAACGUCAUCAAAAAAGAACUCAAAAAAAUCUUCGGCUCAAAACCCGGCUGCGUACUGUGACGACAAACAAGAAUCAAAGUUAUAUACUCGAACCUAAAACACCUCAGAGUUACAAAAUAGAAAUUUUCAGGCUAUUCAAAACGCUAGGCAUACUAAUUACGCUUACAGGGUUCAAUAAAUCCGCCUGAUUUUGAAAAAAAAAUGUUGAUAACGGAAUUGUGUCCUAGAUCAAACAUAUCACUAUGAUUAAAAACUAAAAAUGCAAAGUCGGUUAAGAUUAAUACGCACACUCCAGUGAAUUUUCAUUAGAGAGGUUAAGUACUAACUAAUUACUAAUACAGGCGUUAAAUAAUGCAUAGGAUACUAGACAUGAAAGAGGCCUUAAGCAGAUACUGUAAGGUCUUGUUUACGAAGACACGUCGUACAUCGCAGCACCGAACCGCGUCAUUGCUAGCACAAAUAAAAUCAUACAAGCAAUGUAUGACGAAUAUACACGAC
Spodoptera exigua (beet armyworm) is the source of this 2363-nucleotide messenger RNA. Lineage: Eukaryota; Metazoa; Arthropoda; Insecta; Lepidoptera; Noctuidae. The record is from the annotation of a GenBank genome assembly.